UAUAUAGGGGAUCUCAAACUUGGGGUAGCUGGGAGGUCCUUAGAGGACCCUCAUGUAGUUUGGGGGGGGGGGCUGUAAAAGACCCUGCUAUGGCUUGGGGGAGGUCCAGAGGUAAUGUCAUGGGACCCUAGGGUUCUCUGGAUUUGGGGAUAAGAUAGGGUACUGGGAAGGGUAGACCUUGAUGUGGGGGGCCUUGGUGAUAGGGAAUGAGAUCCUGAUGUUCAGGAAGAUUGCAAGAGAUGGGAUCUUGGGUCCUGGGGAGGGAUUGAGUAGAAAUGGGAAGAGAAGAAUGAACCCCACUUCCCAUGCUGUCUUGGUUUCUAUCUUUUUCUUCUCUUUUCCUCCCCACAAUUAUUGGUGUCUUUCUGUCCUUUCCUGUGAUGGCCCAAACCCCUGCUCUUUCCUGACUCCUUCCUCAUCAUCCUCUUUCAUGUAUCUUUAUCUUUGUUCCGACUCAUUUAUUUAUUUGGUGAUUAUUUGUUGAGGGACUCUGUUUUGCUAUCCACCUGGCCAUUUUUCUCUUCCCUCUUUAUUGUCACUUGUUGCUCCCCUUUUCACCUCCUUCUGUGCCCCUGCCUUCUCUCUCAUACCCAUUUCUUAUCUGCCUGGCACUGCCCCACACAUCCCCUUGUUCCAUGCUGUUCCCCACCUCCCCACCUGCUCUCAGGUCUCAGCGGCGGUGGCAGCCGAGGUGCAGGAUGCGAGAAGGCGCCCCCCAGCCGGGCUCCCGCGCCAGGCCUCGCUCCCCUGCGGCCCUCUGAGCCCACCAUGGCCAUCCCACCGGGCCAUGGUCCCUUCUCUGGCUUCCCAGGACCCCAGGAGCACACGCAGGUAUUGCCUGAUGUGCGGCUACUGCCGCGGAGGCUGCCCCUGGCCUUCCGGGACGCGACCUCAGCCCCGCUGCGCAAGCUCUCUGUGGACCUCAUCAAGACCUACAAGCACAUCAAUGAGGUAUACUAUGCGAAGAAGAAGAGGCGGGCCCAGCAGGCGCCGCCCCAGGACUCGAGCACCAAGAAGGAGAAGAAGGUCCUAAAUCACGGUUAUGACGACGACAACCACGACUACAUCGUGCGCAGUGGUGAGCGCUGGCUGGAGCGCUACGAGAUUGACUCACUCAUUGGCAAGGGCUCUUUCGGCCAGGUGGUGAAAGCCUAUGACCAUCAGACCCAGGAGCUGGUGGCCAUCAAGAUCAUCAAGAAUAAAAAGGCCUUCCUGAACCAGGCCCAAAUUGAGCUGCGGCUGCUGGAGCUGAUGAACCAGCAUGACACGGAAAUGAAGUACUAUAUCGUGCACCUGAAGCGGCACUUCAUGUUCCGGAACCACCUGUGCCUGGUGUUCGAGCUGCUUUCCUACAACCUGUACGACCUCCUGCGCAACACGCAUUUCCGCGGUGUCUCGCUGAACCUGACCCGAAAGCUGGCGCAGCAGCUCUGCACGGCACUGCUCUUUCUGGCCACGCCCGAGCUCAGCAUCAUCCACUGCGACCUCAAGCCCGAGAACAUCCUGCUCUGCAACCCCAAGCGCAGCGCCAUCAAGAUCGUGGACUUCGGCAGCUCCUGCCAGCUUGGCCAGCGGAUCUAUCAGUACAUUCAAAGCCGCUUCUACCGAUCGCCCGAGGUACUCCUGGGCACACCUUAUGACCUGGCCAUCGACAUGUGGUCCCUGGGCUGCAUCCUUGUGGAGAUGCACACCGGAGAACCCCUCUUCAGCGGCUCCAACGAGGUGGACCAGAUGAACCGGAUCGUGGAGGUGCUGGGCAUCCCACCAGCCCCCAUGCUGGACCAGGCCCCCAAGGCUCGCAAGUACUUUGAGCGGCUGCCUGGGGGUGGCUGGACCCUACGAAGGACAAAGGAACUCAGGAAGGAUUACCAGGGCCCCGGGACACGGCGGCUGCAGGAGGUGCUGGGCGUGCAGACGGGCGGGCCCGGGGGCCGGCGGGCGGGGGAGCCGGGCCACAGCCCCGCCGACUACCUCCGCUUCCAGGACCUGGUGCUGCGCAUGCUGGAGUAUGAGCCGGCCGCCCGCAUCAGCCCACUGGGGGCCCUGCAGCACGGCUUCUUCCGCCGCACGGCCGACGAGGCCACCAACACGGGCCCGGCAGGCAGCAGUGCCUCCACCUCGCCCGCACCCCUCGACACCUGCCCCUCCUCCAGCACUGCCAGCUCCAUAUCCAGCUCUGGAGGCUCCAGUGGCUCCUCCAGCGAUAACCGGACCUACCGCUACAGCAACCGAUACUGUGGGGGCCCCGGGCCCCCCAUCACUGACUGUGAGAUGAACAGCCCCCAGGUCCUACCCUCCCAGCCGCUGCGCCCCUGGGCAGGGGGUGAUGUGCCCCACAAGACACACCAGGCCCCUGCCUCUGCCUCGUCACUGCCAGGAGCUGGAGCCCAGUUACCCCCCCAACCCCGAUGCCUUGGCCAUCCCCCAUCACCAACCUCACCACCACCCCCGGAGCUGAUGGAUGUGAGCCUGGUGGGCAGCCCUCCAGACUGCUCUCCACCUCACCCAGCGCCUGCUCCCCAGCACCUGGCUGCCUCAGCCCUCUGGACUCGGAUGACAGGAGGUCGUCCACCCCUCCCACCCCCCGAUGACCCUGCCACUCUGGGGCCUCGCCUGGGCCUCCGUGGUGUACCCCAGAGCACGGCAGCCAGCUCAUGACCCCGCCCCUUCCCUGGGGCCCCCCUUGAAGCCAUACCCCCCAUCUGGGGGCCCUGGGCUCCCAUCCUCAUCUCUCCCCUCGACUGGAAUUGCUGCUACCCAGCUGGGGUGGGUGAGGCCUGCACUGAUUGGGGCCUGGGGCAGGGGGUCGAAGAGAGGGGUUUGGCCGUACCCUCCCCACUAAAGACUGGACCCUUGGCCCUCUCCCCCCCUUGUUUUCUAUUUAUUGUACCAAAGACAGUGGUGGUCUGGUGGGGGCAGGGGAAGGAGACCCCCCUCACCUCAGGGCCCUAGGAGGGGGUGGGGGCAGGUAGGGGGAGAUGAUCUUGCUCCUCCUUGCUGUACCCCCCAGUAAAGAGCUUUCUCACAUGCCCGCCUGAGCGUUUGCAGGGCCUUGGGUUCCCUUACCCAGCCCUCAGAGGAGUGGUGGGGAAAGGUGUUUGGGGAGGGGGUAUCAGAGGAGCUUUGUGGUGCUGGAUGUAUCACUUCUGCAGAAGUUAGGACUGUUGGCACAGACGUGGGGCUGCAGGAGAUGUGGAGCUACAGAAUCCUGGAUGGGGAUCCUGGAAACUGGCCCACGUUUGUCUUUUCCAUCUGCGUAAACAGAGCCUGAAAGGGGCUCAGCUCUGACUUCUCUCGGAAACACCAGGUCUGACCUGAUAAGUUGGGGCUUCCAGAGUCUGCACAGAAGUGGUGCCUUAUGCCAGGAAGGUAUUCAGUAGGUGCUCAGUACAUGCGGUGGACCUUAUUGAUGCCACCUGGGGAAAAGGUACGCUGCGGGUACAGGCUUGACUCCAAGACAGGCCCUGCUAGGAGCCAGUGGGAGCAAAGGUUUUUGAGAUUCCUGUGCAAAAAGAUGUUCUUGGGGUUCCAGGUAAGUGGGCCUGUUUCCAUGACAACUGGGAAACCAGUCUCUGGGCUCAAAGGGUACCCACAAUCUUCCACCCUUGGGGCGCGGGCCUUCCUGGGAAAUGGAAUUUACUUAGCAAUCUGUUUUCAGUCUUUUUUCGUUGAUGAACUACAAAGACCAGAGUUCUUUUCGCUAACAUGUUUGGGGUGGCGGGCUCUUAGGCAACCAAUCGGCAGUCGGAGGGCGCCGGGACCCGGAUGUUUAAGGUGGCCAGGCGAGGGGGAGAAGGCUGGGAUUGGGUGGCUUUAUCCACGUUGGGUUCAGGGGUUGCGUGCUCCGGGGCAUGCGGAAGAUGGGGCACGGCGCGGGACCGGGGAAAGAUGCAGGUUAAGCGUUCGCGGUGUCGCAGCAGGCGGUGGGCUCUGCGGCCUGAGCGGAACUGUCACGCGGGAUGUCACAAGUCGCUGUUCUGGCGCAUCUCGCGGGAAGCCCCUGUCGGAAAUUGAGACAGGCCAGGACCCCGGUACCGACGUGUGUAUGUUUGCUAGUGGAGCAGCGCGGAUUGCGGUGGGAACCUGAGGAGGCACGGGCAGCUGGGCUUUCUCUGGCUGGACUCCUGCCCCGACUCUGUGUGAUCUUCCAGCUCAGUUCCCCACAGCCGCUUUCUGUCCCCAUUUCAAAUCCCCAUAAUGGAAUUGGACUCCCGAGGAUCUAAUCCAGGAUACCAUGUUGCAUUUAUUCAUCACGUCUCCUUGAUCUCCUCUAAUCUGUGACAGUUUUUCAGUCUUUCCCUAUUUUUCCUGAUCUUGGCAGUUUUGAGAGUGCCAGCCUGGGUGGCUGCUAUUUUCCUUAUUUAUCCUGGGAUUGUGGGUUUGGGGACAAAGACCCCUGAGGGGAUGGCGCCCGGGUCACUGGGGUGAGGUGGGGCCUGCCAGGUUUCUCACCUGCAGUGGGAGGGUUUUCCCCUUUCCGUGCUCUGUUUGUCAGGAGCAAGUCACUCAGGGCAGCCCACAGGCUCGGAGAAUCAACCUCCACCUCCUAGAGGGAAAAAGAUCAAAGAAUUUGUCUUCAUAUGUUAAAACCGUCACAGUAAUUAAUAAAUAUUACAGGGAAGAGCCUUUGAUGCUAUGCAUUUCCAUUUCUCCUUAAAGUUUUUCACUCACUAUUUUUAGCAUUUGUCUGUGGAUCUUGUUCAGCAGCAAUUAUUUCUAUGAUGUUAUAAUCAUGAUCUAUUUCCCUCAUUUCUUCUACAAUUAUUAUUUGGAGUUUUUCUAUAUGGAAGAUUUAUCCCUCCUACCCCAUUUAUUUUGUUUACUCAAUCAUUUGUUUAUAUUAGUAUGGACUCGUGGAUAUUUACCUUAUUCUUUGGGUAUAAAUCAAUACCAUCGCAGUUAAUUUGCUGUUCAAAUUGUUCCAGCUUUGGCAGUCAGGGCUCCUUGAGGCUGGCUCCUGUGGUCUCUCUCUCUCUCUCUCUUUUUCUCAAGCACUUCCUUACUUUCUGGCACUGCAGGAUGCUCCAGGCUCAUCCUGUAUCUUCCUUGCCAUGUAUCUAGGGAACCCAGGGUCCUCUUGGUGGACAGUGGUGAUCUGGGCACUGGGUGUGCUCAGUGCUGUGGGGUGUCACUGCUUCUGGCCCCUCUCAGGUGACAGAUCUAGAUAUACUAACCCACGAACACACAUCUGCAUCUCUGGAUCUAUAUAUCUGUGUGUAAAAAUAAGCAUGAGCUCAAACUGAUAUCUCUGACUAGUCCUGCACCACAGGGUUCAUUUCUGCCCCCGCCCUGCCCUUGCUUGCUUUGUCACUUCUCUGACACUGAGAAACCUUGCUCAGUGGGUGCUUUUUAGUACUCAUCUUAUUGCCAUCUUGGAAGGAACUGGCAGGGUUGCCCCUUCCCUCCUCUGGCACACUCUCCCCUUUCUGUGAUGCUCCUCUCUCCCGAUUGUUCUCCUACAGCCUACUUCCUUGCAAGAAGUUCCUCUGUUUUCACCUUUCCUUUAAAUGUUUUGUCCUCAGGGCUUUGUUUCCUUCUCAUGCUCUCUCUGGGCCAUCUUACCGUCAUCUGUGGUGUUUCCUGUUUCUGCUGAGGAUGUCCACUCUCUGUCCCUAGCCCUCCCCUCUUCCCUGAGCCCCAGACCUGGGGAUCCUGUGACUUCAUGGUCACCUCCCCAUGGGUGGUCCCCAGGCCCCUAAAACCCACUGUGUCCCAAACCCUAAUGCUGCUGUUCCUCAGGCCCCCAGACACAGCUCUGGGCCUCGUCCUGGAUGCCCCCCAGCCCAGCCUGUCAGCCUCCAUGGCUUGUCCACUGGGACUCCAGCACAUCUCUCACACUGGCCCCCUUCACACACCCCCACCCGACCCCAGCUCUGCCCUGUCUCUGCCCUGGCCUUUUCCCUCAGCGCCAGGCCUCCUAUCCCACCCUUUAACCCACCUCCACUUGGCAGUUAAGAGGGGUCUUUUUGAAGCACAAAUCUGACCAUGACCUUCUCCUGCUUGAAGCCCUGCCAGGCUUCCCCAGUGUCCUUAGGACAAGGUGCAGACUCCUGAGCUUGAUCCCGAAGGCUCGCUGUCCCCUGGCCUCUGACCUUCCCCAGUCUCUCCCCACUGGCUGCCUAGCUUCUCAUUGCCUUGCACAUGAGCCGUGCUCUCACUGGGCCUCUGUGCGGCCCCUCACCCAGCCCCCACAGCCCCCAACCCAGCCCGUCCUGCCCCAUCCACACCCCCAGCCACUUCCUCUCCACUCAGAGUAUUUUGAAGCCAAUCCCACCUAUCAUCAUCUAUAAGGAUAGUGACUAAAAUGGAAAGGUAGGGGUGAGCUUUACUUUUCUUUCCAUUUUUUUUUCUUCCAGUGAGUAUGUUUUAACUAAAUACUAACAUAAAGCCAGUAGUUGUUGUGGGGGGGAAAUGAAACAAAAAAAUUUGCAUCGUGUUUGAGCUUAAGGGGAAAAAAGCUUUCCAGAAUCACCUUAUUAAUUUAAAAAUUCUAUAGUGGUGGGGAGAGAAAAGAGAUAUUUCUCCUUACACUAGAACAGCUUGGCCAGAAUGAACAUUUAAGGGAAGGUUGUAAGCUUCCCCUUGAAUCACAUCAACUGAGAGAAUUUUCAAACUGUCAUGAAUUGUCACAAUUAUCAUUAUAAACAUGACUUAUCUCAACAGUGUUUCCCCAGGCAUUUGGGGAAAUCUUUGGAUUUUGUGCACGUAAAAGGAAGGUUACUAAGUAUAUUGGCAUUGGGAGAAGUCUUAUCUUCUACUCUGAUGUCAGUGACUGUUGGGACAAUGAAUUCAGCAUAAAGGAACCACAAGUGCAUCUGCUCUGAGCCAUUUUCCAUUUUUAAAUCUAGCAAGUGCUUUACUAAUAAGCACCAGCAUUUAUAUGGUGCCUUCAGGCCAGGCACUGUUCUAACCCUUUCCAUGCAUUAACUCAGCAGCCCUCACACAGCCCAUAGGACCUAACUCCUGUUUUUGUCCCGUUUCUUCAGUGAGGAAAUGGAAUCAUCUACAGUUUAAAAUACAUUGCUUCACUUUCCACAGCGAGUAAGUGGCAGCACCAGGAUUUGAACCCAGGCGUCCUGGUCCCAGGCUCCCUGCCUUUAACCCCACCCUGCUCUCUACCUUUCUCCUUGAUUCCAUUUUGCAGAGAAGGGCACACAUAUUUCUGAUCUUGCAGUUUCUUCCUUUUGGAAGAGGAGCUUCAAUCACUUUAUUUUCCAGUAUCAAAAAUCCUUUUCAACAUCCCCAGUUAUCUAUAAAGAAACAUUUUAAUCUGUUUGUUUGGGGGAAAUUUCAAACAUCUACAAUUGCAGAGAGAAAAGCCUAAAGAACACCUUUAGUCCCCACAACCCAGCCUCAACAGAUACCAGCAUACGGCCAUUCCUGUUCCUUCUAUAUCCUGCAGUUUUCUACCCUGCUCCGUUAUUUAAAGCAAAUCCCGAUGUUUAUUGAAGGAAAUUUUAAAAUAAAAAGAGGACUUCCCCUGUCUGCAAAUUGGCUUCCCUCCUAAUUCUCCGUUCCCUUUCUCCUUGUUUUCCAAAUGCAGACAGGUCCAUGCAUGGAGUGAUGUUAUCACCCGGCUCGUCCCUGGCUCCUUUCCUGUAACCCUAUACACGUGGCCUUUCUCCACAUAGCUCUGAAGCCUGAAAACGAUCCCUCGUAACUACCGUGGCAGGCUGGGGUUGCCUUGGCAAGCCUGUCCCCUCAGGAGGACAUUUAAUCUGCUGGUGGCUUUUUGCCAUGAUCGUGGCCUCUUCCCUUAUUUGGGUUAUUUUCUGGAUCCUACCUCCCCUCCAAGCCAGGUCAGCCCUCCCGUGUAUACACUCCUUGUCCACCGUAACUUCACUCCAAGCACAAUUAGCUUUAUCCUAGUUGAAACAGAACAACAAUUUGGGUACUUAAUUGCCUGGGAGCUCUGUGAGGGCAGGAAUUGGGUCUGUCUUUCUCCCUGCCAUGUCCCCAGCAUCACCAGCACAGGGCCUGGCACUCAGUGAUGCUGUGCUGAACGAACGAAUGAAUGCACGCCGAACUCAACAGCUGGGCUUUGAUCUGAGGGCAAUAGGAAGCCACGGAAGUGUCCUGGGCAGAACUGCGACGUGGUGGGCAAAAGAAUCCCCUGCCAUCUUGUGAAAAUGCAGAUUCUGAUUCAAUAGGUCUGGAGAGGGGCCUGAGAUUCUGCAUUUCUAACAUGCUCCCAGGUGAUGCCAAUGCUUUGUCUUUCUGUGCUGCCCAGCUGUAGCCACUAGCCACAUGGUGACAGAGCACUUAAAAUGUGGCUAGUGUGAACUAAUAUGUGCUAUGAGUAUAAAAUAUCCACCAGACUUCCAAGACUUGGUAUUAAAAGAAUGUAAAAUAUCUCAUUAAUAACUUUAUAUUCAUUAUAUGUUGAUAUGGUAAUAUUUUGGAUAUACUGGGUUAAAUAAAAUAUAUUAUUAAUUUCA
Messenger RNA from Choloepus didactylus (southern two-toed sloth), 8438 nucleotides. It is a transcript of the gene DYRK1B, whose product is annotated as dual specificity tyrosine phosphorylation regulated kinase 1B. The record is from RefSeq and is a predicted model, not a curated record. Gene Ontology annotation, biological process: protein autophosphorylation; positive regulation of DNA-templated transcription; peptidyl-threonine phosphorylation. Lineage: Eukaryota; Metazoa; Chordata; Mammalia; Pilosa; Megalonychidae. Gene Ontology annotation, molecular function: ATP binding; protein serine/threonine kinase activity; transcription coactivator activity. Gene Ontology annotation, cellular component: nucleus. The transcript has 12 exons. The coding region runs from base 769 to 2658 and encodes 629 amino acids.